Molecule: messenger RNA, 5298 nt
Organism: Ictalurus punctatus (channel catfish)
Lineage: Eukaryota; Metazoa; Chordata; Actinopteri; Siluriformes; Ictaluridae
Gene: ppp1r3db
Product: protein phosphatase 1, regulatory subunit 3Db
Exons: 2
Coding region: 245-1141 (298 amino acids)
Biological process (GO): regulation of glycogen biosynthetic process
Cellular component (GO): protein phosphatase type 1 complex
Molecular function (GO): glycogen binding; protein phosphatase 1 binding
Source: RefSeq, a predicted model, not a curated record
ACUCCUUUGAAAAUUUUCCGUCACACAGUAGAUCAUGUGUUAUUUAUAGCAGUGAAGGCAGUCUCUUCACCAGCGCCUUGAUCUAAUAAUAAUCCUUAUCACUGCUGGGUUAAAACUACACCUCCCGUUGGGAUCUGCUUCUAAAUGUCAGAGGUGGUUUAUUCUGCAUGUAGCCGGAAUUAAGUCACUGCUGUAUACUACGUGUCAAUACGCGCGUGAACGACACCUGCGUUCUUCACGAGUAAUGAUGUCAGUGUCUAGCAGUAAUCCGUUUCCUGGAGAAUCACAGCCAACGUUUUUGAGCGCUUUCAGUGAAGUGUCCCAACCUGCCAGGACCAUCCGCCUCAGUGACAUCUACAACCCUCAGCCUCCACCUCAAAGGAAACCGGUGGCAAUAAGACCCCCGAGUCCUCGUUCUCGUCCUCAUCCUUCUCAGCAUCUCACCCGCCGGAGCUUCUCCUGUGAACCUGAGCCAAGAACCAUCAUGAGGAGAAGAGCGCACUCUCUCCCUCCUUCAGACGAGACGACGACUCGCAGGUACUCGCAAGUCCGAUUCAUCGACUGUUUGGGCCUCGAGCUGGAACGUGUAAAGUUUUUCCGGGCCAGCGAAGACCCCACAGUUCCAGAUCAUGUCAUAAACAGGUUAGUAGCCAGCUCUGAGCUGGCAUCUGGGAAACAUUUAGAAAUCUCCCUGCCGUUCUUUCAGCCGUUUUUCCCCGAGAACAUCGGCGGCGAGCCUGAUUUCCUGGAGCGUCUAUAUCAUCGGCGUGUUUGCCUCGAGCAAGUCCACUGCUCGGAACUGGGGAUCGUUGGAACAGCACAAGUUCUUAACCUGGCUUUUGAGAAACAGGUCAGCGUAUGGUACUCAUUCACAGACUGGAAAAGCAGCACUGAGUGUAAAGCUUGUUGGGUUUCUACUGUGCACCGAGAUCAUGUGCAAUCAGAUGUGUUUCGCUUUCACUUGCCCGUGCCACCGUUCAUCCUCAAACCUGGAGCCAGUCUGGAGUUUGCCAUCUGUUACCGCGUCCUCGGUACUGAAUACUGGGACAACAACGACGGACAUAACUACAAACUGGCCUGCCAUACUUACAAGCUGAUCGUGCCUAAGGAGUGCGAGGACAGCAUGGUGCACUUCACCUAAAGCCAUCAAGAGCUAUAGAAUUUCAUCCUAAUUUCAUCACGCUCAUUUUGCGUCAACUGACUCAGAUUUGUAUUUAUUUUUGUACAUUUGAAUGUUAAUCUCAUGAUUUAAUUCUGCACCGAUGAGGUUUGAUACUAGGUUCUAGAUUUUAAAAGAGUUCUGCAGUCACAUUCAAACUCAUUGUUUCAGCCCUUUCUGUUUAGUGCACACUACAUUUCACCUUUUAUUAUUAUUAUUUUUUUUGUAGCUGUAGCAGUUGUGUAAUCGUUGUCAUUUCCUCUCUGUGACUUCACUCAUGAUGAAUUUGGGUUUUCUCAGCUUGCAAACACGCUUCAGGAAGUUAAUCACUCAUACCUCAAUGGCUUGUUGAUGGUUUUGUCUAUUUGUGUUGUACAAUGUAUCUAAGGAGGUUUUUCAAUAGAACAAUAUGUACUGUGUAAUAUGUAUGUGUAUUUGCAAAGUAAUUUUGUGUUUUAACUUUUAAGUCUUUACUUAUGGGAGCACUAUGGGGUCAUCCAGGGGAGCACAAAAUGGCCGUGGUUUCUAACAUAACUCUCUCUCCCUUGUCAAUCAAAGAUACAAUAGCCAGUCAUGUGUCAACCUUCAACACUCUUAACUGUUAUAUGAUAGGGUAGAUCUGGCUGGGGGGAUGGAAGUGGCAGGCAACAAAAUUGGGAGAGAAAUACCAUUUUUACCAUGAAAACCCCUGCUAUGUAGAGUUUCCCUAUUAGAGAUGGUACCACAUUGAACCCUUAACUACUGAAAAGUUCCCUUUUCUAUGUUUGUAGUUGACAUUGCUUUGUUCAAUCUUAUCUGGCCUCAAAUUUACCCAGAGUGCUUUUGUUUUACGAAUAACUUUUGUAAAACUUUUCUGAACUCCUGUAUUUGUGUCUUUUCACCACAAGGUGGUGCUGCUGUGUAUGAUGGGUUGUACUAUUAUAUAAAAGAUUCCACCUAGUACCCAUUUCAGAUUGUCCCUCAGGUGGAAUCCUAACAUUUUUUUAAAAACCCUACAAUAGAGUGUUUCUCUUUCAAAAAGGUUCCAUGUAGAGCCCAUGACCUAACCUCAAAGUCUAUAUAAAUGUACAUCAGGCUUGUAAAUGUGAAACUUUGUUAUAUCAGUAAUAAUUAAAUUUUUUAAUUUUUUUUUUUUUUUUACAUGAAAUUUUGUCUGAAAUCAUUGUACUUUGAACCUUUCUGAAUAUUUUCUUCCUAGCUGCUGCUACCUUAUCAAAGUGGGGAAAUGUUUUAUGUAGAACUCCACAACAUUUAGAAAGCUAGAACUGCUAACCAGCCAAAGAACCCAUGAAGAACCUUUUUCAUGGACUUUGUAGAACCUUUAUUUUAAUGUUUUAUUUUUGUUUGCUUGUUUUUUUUAAGUGAAAUGAUGUGUAAUGGGAUUGUACUUGGACCCUUUUUGAAUUAUUUCUUUCGAGAACCCUCUGUUGUACAGUUCUAAAGAGGAAUAUUAAGGGUUUUCGCAGAGGGACAAAUUUUAAAAAGAUCCCUUUAUGUUGCUAGAUGUAACCUGUAUAGCAGUUGAGAUGACCUAAUUAAUAAUUUUUUAUUUUUUUUAACUCACUAAGUACCUGUCCUAACGCGUCUUCGGUGUCCCUUGUAUAUAGUGUAUAUUUGGGAUAACUGUUAAGUGCUACAGGUUCCUUCAAGCACCCAAAAGGAAUGUCUGGUUUGUCUGUUUAAGGGUUCCCAAACAAAAGGGUGCGGAACCUGUACUGAAGAUGUGAAGAUGACCCAAUCAGGUUUUUUUUUUAAUCUUUAAAAUGCCUGUAAAUACAUGUACACAUGAAGGUUCCAUGUGACACUCUAAGGGUUCUUUGGGGUUUUUUUAUUUGUGGAAAAUAUUUGAUAUAGAACCUUUAGGGUGUCACAUUGGACCUUUUUUUUGCUAACAGUGUACAUGUACUUACAUGCAUUACUAAAAUUUCUUAAUUAAUUAGGUACAAUUACUUUGAUUAAGUCGUUUUCACUGCUACAGGUUCCAUGUCGAAACCCAAACAAAUAUUUGGGUCCCUCUGAAGGAACCCUUAAUGGGACAAACCAAAGAUUCCUUUUGGGUGCUAGGUGGAACCUGUAGUAGUAGUAGUGAAGAUAAUUUCGGGGUGUAAGAAUAAUUCAAUUCAAUUCAAUUUCAAUUAAAUUUUAUUUGUAUAGUGCUUUUAACAGUGAACAUUGUCUCAAAGCAGCUUUACAGAAACAUAUAAACACAGGAUACAGAUUUUAAGCGUGAGAAUUUAUCCCUAUUGAGCAAGCUGGUGGCAACGGUGGCGAGGAAAAACUCCCUAAGAUGAUAUGAGGAAGAAACCUUGAGUGGAACCAGAUAGGAAAGUUCAUUAUGGCUUUUAUAUGAAGUCUAUUUUGUUGAACUAGUCCACUGUUCACUAAAGGAGACCUGAGUGUAAAACAGCAUGUGGUAAUUGCAGUCCUAAGGCCAUUGCAGCAACCGUAGUCCCAGCAACCACAGAGAGAAUGUCCAUGUGGAAUAACUCUGCUUCAUAUCGGGCCACAUGGUUGAUUGUUUUCCUAUAACAGGAAUAAUCCCGUAAUUACAUAAUCCCUAUCCGGGUAUAAUCCACAUACUCAAGACACGUAUUUAGGGUGAAAUCCCCUUAAUACAGGAAGCAGGAACUUUCCAUCAAACUGGAAUGAGAAGUAAUAAAUAAUAAGCAUUUUUAUAAUAAGUAACAAGUCACUGAACAAGAUCUACUUCUCUGCUGCUGUUCCUAAAAGUUCCUAGGCUAUUUUUCAGUUCUUAUCACAUUUUUACAAAUUAAAAAUUAUUUAUAAAGAUAAAAUAAUGCUAUUAUUCUAAAGAUAAUUUAAUAACAGUUGACUGAAAGGGCUUUUUUCCUAACAAUUGUAUUAGGAAUGUACACAGUAUCUACUGCUCCUUCUCAUUUUAUUGCAUAUUUGCAUUGAUCUGGUGAACCUGCAGUGUAUAGACAUAAUAGGUUCAUUAGUUUAGCGUGGUCUAUACAGUGCAUUUGAAUCUUUGCUAACUGAAUCUGAAUCAUGCCUGUGAUAUGGAUAUUUGGAGGAAGCUGACAGUAGAUUGUUAAAGUCUGACCUCCGUUCAACCGGCUGUGAUUUCUGCUCCACUGUCCAGCAGUGAGUCGAUUUUCUUUCUCAAGUGAGUCAUGAGUCUAAAUGUUGACGGUGUUUCCCCACACAAAUCAUUCCUGAUCUGGAUAAGUGGGGAAAGAUUUCAGUUCCAGGCUAGGUCAAGAGGUUCAACAGGAUUAAAAGUUGUGCUUGCUCAGAUAUAUAAAAAUAGAAGCAAAAAUAUAGACCAAUCGCUGAGGCAAUAGAGUUUCGGUUCGACUUUGUAGAGAUCUGGAGAGCGUGAAGGGCACAACUUGAGGAUUUACAUCAUUUUCAUCCUCAACAAACCAUUCGGUGCCCUGUGCAUGGGGGUGGAGUCAUUCCAGAAGAGACCAGGUCCAUUGGGAAAGAAAUGUUUCAGCAUAGGAUAGAGGUGAUCAGUCAAAAGAACUGUAGAUUGUAGUGUGUGUAGUGUCGCUUUGUAUAAAGGGACAAAAGUGAAGUCAAACCAUGCCAGCAAAAUAAAUAAAUGCCACCAGAGUAUAACAGAGCAACUGGAAAUGAAUUGAUUAACCUCAAUUUUAUGAGCUAUGUUUCGUUAGGACAUUAUUAUCUCAAACAUCUAUAAGAUUUUUAUUUGUCAUCCAUCAGUAUACAAUAUAUAUAUAUUGGGUUAGGCAACUCUAUCCAAUCUGACUCUAUUAACUGUCUAAUAAUGUGCUUGGUAAACAUCAAUUUAUUGUCUCUCAUUGUCUCUGAAACCGUCCACAACCCAGUGUGAAUGUAUUCCUUUUUUCAGUACCUCUUUUUCAGGUCCUCGGUUCCAGAAACCUGGACCAAAACAGAAGUUGGAAGUUUGCAUUACUUACAUUGAUAUAUUUGUCCUAAUGUAUGUAUUGAAAGAAACAAACACAUUUUAGUGGUUAGCACGUUUGCCUCACACCUCCAGGGCUGAGAGUUCAAAUCCCACCUCCGUCCUGUGUGCUCGGAGUUUGCAUGUUCUCCUCAUGCUCCGGGUAUUCCAGUUUCCUCCCCCAGUCCAACGACAUGCCCUGUAGGCUGAUUGGCAUUACCAAUUUGUCCAUAGUGUGUGAAUG